Amorphotheca resinae ATCC 22711 is the source of this 672-nucleotide messenger RNA. RefSeq lists its product as hypothetical. Lineage: Eukaryota; Fungi; Ascomycota; Leotiomycetes; Helotiales; Amorphothecaceae. Gene Ontology annotation, cellular component: nucleolus. The record is from RefSeq and is a predicted model, not a curated record. The coding region runs from base 1 to 672 and encodes 223 amino acids. Gene Ontology annotation, molecular function: RNA binding. Gene Ontology annotation, biological process: RNA processing. The transcript has 4 exons.
AUGGCCGAUGAAGAUCUCUCAGAUGAGCAGCUCAAGCAGCUUCUCAAGGAUGCUGAGCAAAGAUUGAAGGAAGCCAAAGGAAGCAAGGAACUCCAGACUCAGAAUGCUUCUGUGCCAAAGAGCAUUCCCAAGGUUGCGAACAAGCAGUUAAUCACGCCGUACAUAAGCACAACAGACAAUGGCGCCCACGUGGAUCCAUCCCACCUGGUAAACCCCCGCGAGAAGAAGCUUUCCAACGGCAUACGACGAGUUCAAGAUCCUCUCGAGAUCAAGGCCCAAGCUGCUCAGGCCAAGAAAGCCUCUGCGGGUUCGGACUGGUUCAACUUGCCUGCCACGAAAAUGACGCCCGAGUUUAAGCGUGACCUCCAGUUGCUCCGAAUGAGAUCCGUUCUUGAUCCCAAGCGCCACUACAAAAAAGAAUCAUCGAAACAACUAGUGCCUGAAUUUUCACAAGUGGGUACUAUCAUCGAGGGACCAACGGAAUUCUUCAGCGCCAGACUAUCAAACAAGGAGAGGAAACGAACGUUCGUCGAGGAAGUACUUGCUGGUGAAAAUGCUUCUGGUCGAUUCCGCAAUAAGUACGGGGAGAUUCAGGCCUCCAAGUCUAGCGGCAAGAAAGAAUAUUACAAGAAAUUGAAGGCAAAGAGACGUGGUGGGGUUUCAAAGGGUUGA